AUGGCCGCCUCUAUUCCACUACAAUAUUCGUCCAAGGGAUGCUCAUCGACGGUGAAAAGUGGGCCUGUGAAGCUUGCGUUCGCGGUCACCAGAGCCGCUGGCAGAUCUCCUCGUUCCACCUCGGUGGGCUCCCUGAAGCCGAUUGCGCCGCGUCCUGUGCCGUCGUCCACGGGCGGUGGUAGCAGUAGUGGUGGCGCAGGAAUCAGGCGCGACUCCCACUCUCCUCCGACAGGGGACUAUGGCGAUCAUCGCCCUCGAUCCACCAUCUCCGCGAGCCCGCCACCACCACUACCUCCAUCAUCCCAGCUGUACCAGCAGCAGCAGGCACAGGGCCACGGUCUCAUCCCCGGUACCCCCGGCAGCAGUCCCAUCUACCUGCCUGGCACCAGCACCAGCACCAGCACCGUCUACCCGUCCCCAUCAUACUGCACGAUAAGUGACAUUCCCAGCUCGCUGAGCAUGGUCAACCCGCUCGACUUCGAGAACGGAGUCGGGGUGUCCUUCGUAGACAGCGCGUCCGCCGCCGCGAUCUACGCUCUCGAAGACCUGGACGUCAAUUCUCUGCCCGCGGACGUCUUCCAGGGCGAUUGGUCGUGGUUAUCGUUAUCGGAGGAGGCGGCCCUCCGGGACGAGGUAUAA
Molecule: messenger RNA, 639 nt
Organism: Aspergillus aculeatus ATCC 16872
Lineage: Eukaryota; Fungi; Ascomycota; Eurotiomycetes; Eurotiales; Aspergillaceae
Exons: 2
Coding region: 1-639 (212 amino acids)
Source: RefSeq, a predicted model, not a curated record